Physella acuta is the source of this 1328-nucleotide messenger RNA. Its product is annotated as large ribosomal subunit protein uL3. Gene Ontology annotation, biological process: translation. Lineage: Eukaryota; Metazoa; Mollusca; Gastropoda; Physidae. Gene Ontology annotation, cellular component: cytosolic large ribosomal subunit; ribosome. The record is from RefSeq and is a predicted model, not a curated record. Gene Ontology annotation, molecular function: RNA binding; structural constituent of ribosome.
ACAAAUCCCCGAGUUAUUCUAAAAGUUGAUCUGGCCUCAUUUACGUUUCCUGUUCCUUUUCCACGUUCGGCAUCAAGAUGUCUCAUAGAAAGUUUUCUGCACCGAGACACGGUUCUAAGGGAUUUCUUCCCAAGAAAAGAAGUACUCGUCACAGGGGAAAGGUAAAGGCUUUCCCCAAGGAUGACAAGACUAAGCCCGUUCACCUAACAGCCUUUAUUGGCUAUAAAGCUGGCAUGACCCACAUUGUUCGUGAGGUUGACCGUCCUGGAUCAAAGACCAACAAGAAAGAGGUCGUUGAGGCAGUAACCAUCAUUGAAGCUCCCCCAAUGGUCUGCGUUGGAGUUGUUGGUUACAUUGAAACCCCAACUGGACUUCGUACAUUCAGAACUGUCUUUGCUGAACAUCUAAGUGAAGAGUGCAGACGUCGAUUUUAUAAAAACUGGUCCAGCUCUAAAAAGAAGGCUUUCACUCAGUAUGCCAAAAAAUGGGCUGAUGAAACAGGCAAGAAAGAGAUUGACACUGAUUUGAAGAAAAUCAAGAAAUACUGCAAAGUUGUUCGUAUUUUGGCCCAUACUCAGACCAAAUUGCUUCGCAAGCGUCAAAAGAAGGCUCACCUGAUGGAGAUCCAGCUAAAUGGAGGCAGUGUUUCUCAGAAAGUAGAUUGGGCUGUUAAGCAUUUUGAAAAGCCUAUUGAAGUGGGGUCUGUCUUUCAUCAGGAUGAACUCAUCGACUGCAUUGGAGUUACCAAGGGCCGUGGUGUUAAAGGUGUUACAUCCCGUUGGCACACAAAGAAGCUUCCCAGGAAGACUCACAAAGGUCUGCGUAAAGUUGCCUGUAUUGGAGCUUGGCAUCCUAGUAGAGUCCAGUACUCAGUGGCUAGGGCUGGUCAGAAAGGUUACCAUCAUCGUACUGAGAUUAACAAGAAGAUCUAUCGUAUUGGUGCUGGUAUUCACACUAAGGAUGGCAAGGUCAUUAAGAACAAUGCUGCCACUGAAUUUGACCCAACUGAAAAGACCAUCACCCCCCUUGGUGGCUUCCCUCACUAUGGUGAUGUUAGAAAUGACUACCUCAUGAUUCGUGGCUGUGUUGUAGGGCCUCGUAAAAGGGUUAUCACCCUUAGAAAGUCAUUGAUGACUAGCUUCCGCCGCCGUCUUAUGGAGAAAAUUACCCUCAAGUUCAUUGAUACUUCUAGCAAGUGGGGACAUGGUCGCUUCCAGACUGCAGAGGAGAAGCGUACUUUCAUGGGUCCUCUUAAAAAGGAACUUAUGCUGAAGGAUAAAGAGGCUGUUUCUGCUUAAUUAUCAUUAGCAUGAAUAAAACUUGAACUU